Molecule: messenger RNA, 1517 nt
Organism: Daldinia caldariorum
Lineage: Eukaryota; Fungi; Ascomycota; Sordariomycetes; Xylariales; Hypoxylaceae
Product: kinase-like protein
Exons: 1
Coding region: 477-1163 (228 amino acids)
Source: RefSeq, a predicted model, not a curated record
CCCGACAAGAGAGAAUAAACGUCACCUGCCACCAACCUUGAUGAUGAAGGCUUUUAUUUUCUAUAUCAAUUGUUGUCUACUAAGCAUCGACAGUUUAUUUUGACGAUGUUAUUAUUCUAUACCUCCGGCACCUCUCAACUCCUUGGUUCAAAAUUCGUUGCAUCCCUGUUCAACGAAGUUGUUUAUGAUCAACUGCGUUGUAAAUAACCUCGUCACCUACACUACCUUAGAGAUUAUUGUUCGCGUGCACGUAGCAAUCUUACCUGAACAUAAAUAUGCAUAUGCCUUGUAUUCCCUUAGGUAGGUAGGUAUUAAGGCAUAAAUAUAAUGUCGUCUCACCUAUUUUUUGCAGGUUAUUUCGGAGACAUCGAAGUGGUCUUUUGUUCACCAGUUCUAAAGAAAAGGAUAAAAACGUAUUUACCGUAUCAAUAUUUUAAUCUUCAUCUCCGUAGAGACCUGUUUCUUUAUCAGCCAGAAUGCCGGCCCGCUUCCAGUGCAAACCCUUAGUGGCACCCGAGGCUAGCGAGUCUCAGGCCCAACUUGAUGCCCAGCCCAGCUGCCGACUCCUUGCUCAGAAGCCCGGUGGCCGCUUCACCUGGGCGCUCGGAGAUGGCUAUACAUUAAAGGAACGAAGAUACGAGCCAGGCUGUGAGGUAGAGGUUGCCAACAUUAGCUUUAUCAUGGGAGGAUUUGCAGGAAGGCUAGAUACACCUCAGGUCCCCGAAGUGGAACUGUCCUGGAGGGAUGGAGAUAAAUUCUUCAUCGUACAGCGCCAAGUCGAAGGCGAAUCGCUGGAGGAUGCACUACCAACACUGGGGCCUGAUGACAUCGCUCGCAUCGGCUAUCAGGUAGGUCAAUAUCUUCUUCAUCUCAAGAUCUUUAUUUCGCCAGUCAUGGCGAAGCGUGAUGGAAGGCCAGUCAACAACUUCCAUUUAUUAAAGCCUUUACCGGAUUCAUCAUCUGGGUCCUAUUCGGUCGGCACGUCGGAUAGCGAUCUCGCGUCUAUGUUAGGUCUUUCUAUUGCCGAUCGGCUCGACAAACCAACGUUCGACGCAUUUAUGGCCAAGAUGCCCUCCGGUCAGCCAUUUACCUUUAGCCAUUCUGACGUGCACGAGGGAAAUAUUAUGGUCAAGGACGGUAACUUCUUAGGGCUGGUCGACUAGGAGUUGGCGGGUUCCUAUCCAUCGUGGUGGGAAUACGUAAAUAGCUGCCCGUUGUUGAGUUCCUACUUCCCGGCCAAAAUCCAAGACCGCGAAGCGUUGGAAUGGUUUCGCGUCUACCACGCUAUCCGAGACGGGCCUGACGAGGAGGUCGAUAGGAAGGCAAUAGAUUACCUCGAAGGAAGGGCUUGGGUAGAAGCCGUAGCACACCUAGAAGGAACACAGUUUACCUAACUACAAAGGUAGGCUUCGUUGUGACUAAAUAUCGUCCUCCUUCUAGUAGAGCGAGUUGAUCUGGGUAAUACCAGGCACUCUUAAAGAAAAAGAAAGAGAGAAAAAAGAAAGGAGCAGUGGAUC